Molecule: messenger RNA, 2097 nt
Organism: Frieseomelitta varia
Lineage: Eukaryota; Metazoa; Arthropoda; Insecta; Hymenoptera; Apidae
Gene: Kap-alpha1
Product: importin subunit alpha-7-like
Exons: 8
Coding region: 325-1920 (531 amino acids)
Biological process (GO): NLS-bearing protein import into nucleus
Cellular component (GO): nucleoplasm; cytoplasm; nucleus
Molecular function (GO): nuclear import signal receptor activity; protein binding
Source: RefSeq, a predicted model, not a curated record
CUAAUUUUAUUUCUGCUCGAAAGCCACAAUAUCACAUGAAAUCGGAGAAAUCGCACGUUUAAUGGCAUUCGAGGACAUUCGUCGCCGUGUUGAAAUUACCUCGGUGAAAUUGGAAAAGUGUUAAUAAAUAUGACCGUUCGAACGGACCUAUCAGCGUUUCGCAAGCAAGACCCGUGAUUCCUUGCGCGUUGGAGUUCAGAUCAAGGUUUUCUGAUCGGUCGUCGUAGUUUGAGGAGGUGAAAAAAAAGUGUGGCGGUGCUUUCGUUCGAUAUUCUUUAUGAAAUCUUACAUUUAACGGUUGGCUCCUGAAUUCCUUUCGCAGCCAUGUCAGCCGCAACUACACACAAAUACCGUUACAAAAAUGUGGGCUUAGACUCACAAGAACUAAGACGGCGUAGAGAAGAGGAAGGUGUUCAGUUAAGAAAACAAAAAAGAGAACAACAAUUAUCAAAAAGACGUAAUGUUCCUAACAUAGUUACUGCUGAUGAUGACAAUGUUACAGUAAAUGAAUCUGUUUUUCCUGUACCACAAUCAAAAACCUCUAUUGCUGUACUCGAAAUGGUGCAAGAAUUGUACAGUCCUGAGCCUGAAAAUCAAUUGGCAGCUACACAGAAGUUUAGAAAAAUGUUGUCCAGAGAACCAAACCCACCGAUAGAUGAAGUUGUAAAAACUGGAAUUGUACCUAAAUUCGUUGAAUUUUUGCAGAAUAAUGAAAAUUGUACAUUGCAGUUUGAAGCUGCUUGGGCUUUAACGAAUAUAGCAAGUGGAACAUCCCAACAAACGUGUGUAGUAGUGGAUGCAGGAGCUGUACCAAUCUUCAUAUCAUUACUCAGUUCUGAAUAUGAAGAUGUUCAAGAACAAGCAGUGUGGGCAUUGGGCAAUAUUGCGGGAGACAGUGCUGAAUGUAGAGAUCAUGUAUUAGACAAUGGAAUCCUUACUUCUCUUCUGCAAUUACUUUCUAAAGCGACGCGUCUGUCAAUGACACGUAAUGCGGUAUGGGCAUUAUCAAAUCUUUGUCGAGGCAAAACUCCACCACCAGAAUUCUCGAAAGUUGCACCGUGUUUGCCAGUUUUAGCUCAUUUUCUUAAUCAUACGGAUAGUGAUGUUCUUGCAGAUACUUGUUGGGCUCUCUCCUACUUAAGUGAUGGACCAAAUGAAAAAAUUCAAGCAGUUAUCGAUGCAGGUGUAUGUAGACGAUUGGUAGAGUUACUCAUGCAUCAACAAGAGAAUGUGGUCAGUGCUGCACUUCGAGCAGUGGGUAAUAUAGUUACUGGCGACGAUGUACAAACACAAAUUGUUCUUAAUUGUUCUGCAUUGCAAUGUUUGUGUCAUCUGUUGAAUUCGUCGCAAGAAAGUAUUCGCAAAGAAGCUUGUUGGACAAUCUCUAAUAUUACGGCAGGAAAUCCUCGGCAAAUUCAAGCUGUCAUCGAUGCCGGUAUAUUCCCGAUCCUGAUUGAUAUUUUAGCGAAAGCUGAAUUUAAAAUUCGAAAAGAAGCGGCAUGGGCAAUUACUAAUGCUACAAGCGGUGGUGCACCUGAACAAAUACGUUAUGUUGUUGUUGAAGGAUGCAUUCCACCGUUAUGUAAUUUGUUAACAGUAAUGGAUCCCAAGAUCGUUCAAGUUGCAUUAAGUGGUUUGGAAAAUAUCUUGCGUAUAGGAGAACAAGAUGCUGCCACGAAUAAUGGUAUUAAUCGCUAUGCGGUACUAAUCGAAGAAUGUUUCGGCCUAAACAAAAUAGAAUUUUUGCAAUCUCACCAAAAUGUAGACAUCUAUCAGAAGGCCUUCGAUAUAAUCGAACGAUAUUUCGGAUCUGAAGAAGAAGAUACUCGAGUUGUACCCACAAUUGAUGCACAGGGACAACAGUUCCAAUUUAGAGCGUCCGAUUCAUCUCAACUACCAGUCGAAGGCUUUGAGUUUUAAUCGACUAGUUUCAAUGGAACCUGUGAUUGUAUCACCUGAUUCAAUCUUGUUUCGUUAUGUUUACGAUCAUUUUUUCUGAAAAGGACAUUUUUAAAAUGAAGCAAAAAUCAGUCAGACGCAGAACAGUGGUAUAUUUAUACUUUGAAUUUGUUUGUAUCGAUCAGAAUAUCAGUAAAA